Molecule: messenger RNA, 2169 nt
Organism: Procambarus clarkii (red swamp crayfish)
Lineage: Eukaryota; Metazoa; Arthropoda; Malacostraca; Decapoda; Cambaridae
Source: RefSeq, a predicted model, not a curated record
AUGGGGGCCAAGAAAAUAGAUGGGGAAGCUGCCCACCACGAGAGGCUGCCCACCUACCCUGCUCAUCACAAGAGGCUGCCCACCUCCCCUACUCAUCACAAGAGGCUGCCCACCUCCCCUGCCCACUACAAGAGGCUGCCCACCUCCCCUACUCAUCACAAGAGGCUGCCCACCUCCCCUGCCCACUACAAGAGGCUGCCCAUCUCCCCUGCAUACUACAAGAGGCUGCCCAUCUCCCCUGCCCACUACAAGAGGCUGCCCAUCUCCCCUGCCCACUACAAGAGGCUGCCCACCUCCCCUACCCACUACAAGAGGCUGCCCACCUCCCCUGCCCACUACAAGAGGCUGCCCAUCUCCCCUGCCCACUACAAGAGGCUGCCCAUCUCCCCUGCCCACUACAAGAGGCUGCCCAUCUCCCCUACCCACUACAAGAGGCUGCCCACCUCCCCUACCCACUACAAGAGGCUGCCCAUCUCCCCUACCCACUACAAGAGGCUUCCCACCUCCCCUACCCACUACAAGAGGCUGCCCACCUCCCCUGCCCACUACAAGAGGCUGCCCAUCUCCCCUGCCCACUACAAGAGGCUGCCCAUCUCCCCUGCCCACUACAAGAGGCUGCCCAUCUCCCCUGCCCACUACAAGAGGCUGCCCAUCUCCCCUACCCACUACAAGAGGCUGCCCAUCUCCCCUGCCCACUACAAGAGGCUGCCCAUCUCCCCUGCCCACUACAAGAGGCUGCCCAUCUCCCCUGCCCACUACAAGAGGCUGCCCAUCUCCCCUACCCACUACAAGAGGCUGCCCACCUCCCCUACUCAUCACAAGAGGCUGCCCACCUCCCCUGCCCACUACAAGAGGCUGCCCACCUCCCCUGCCCACUACAAGAGGCUGCCCAUCUCCCCUGCCCACUACAAGAGGCUGCCCACCUUCCCUGCCCACUACAAGAGGCUGCCCACCUCCCCUGCCCACUACAAGAGGCUGCCCACCUCCCCUACCCACCACAAGAGGCUGCGCACCUCUCCUGCCCACUACAAGAGGCUGCCCAUCUCCCCUACCCACUACAAGAGGCUGCCCACCUCCCCUGCCCACUACAAGAGGCUGCCCAUCUCCCCUGCCCACUACAAGAGGCUGCCCACCUCCCCUACCCACUACAAGAGGCUGCCCACCUCCCCUGCCCACUACAAGAGGCUGCCCACCUCCCCUGCCCACCACAAGAGGCUGCGCACCUCUCCUGCCCACUACAAGAGGCUGCCCAUCUCCCCUACCCACUACAAGAGGCUGCCCACCUCCCCUACCCACUACAAGAGGCUGCCCACCUCCCCUGCCCACUACAAGAGGCUGCCCACCUCCCCUACCCACUACAAGAGGCUGCCCACCUCCCCUGCCCACUACAAGAGGCUGCCCACCUCCCCUACCCACUACAAGAGGCUGCCCACCUCCCCUACCCACUACAAGAGGCUGCCCACCUCCCCUACCCACUACAAGAGGCUGCCCACCUCCCCUGCCCACUACAAGAGGCUGCCCACCUCCCCUGCCCACUACAAGAGGCUGCCCACCGCCCCUACCCACUACAAGAGGCUGCCCACCUCCCCUGCCCACUACAAGAGGCUGCCCACCUCCCCUGCCCACUACAAGAGGCUGCCCACCUCCCCUGCCCACUACAAGAGGCUGCCCACCUCCCCUGCCCACUACAAGAGGCUGCCCACCUCCCCUGCACCACUACAAGAGGCUGCCCACCUCCCCUGCUCACUACAAGAGGCUGCCCACCGCCCCUACCCACUACAAGAGGCUGCCCACCUCCCCUGCCCACUACAAGAGACUGCCCACCUCCCCUGCCCACUACAAGAGGCUACCCACCUCCCCUACCCACUACAAGAGGCUGCCCACCUCCCCUACCCACUACAAGAGGCUGCCCACCUCCCCUGCCCACUACAAGAGGCUGCCCACCUCCUCUACCCACUACAAGAGGCUGCCCACCUCCCCUGCCCACUACAAGAGGCUGCCCACCUCCCCUACCCACUACAAGAGGCUGCCCACCUCCCCUACCCACUACAAGAGGCUGCCCACCUCCCCUGCCCACCACAAGAGGCUGCCCACCUCCCCUACCCACCACAAGAGGCUGCCCACCUCCCCUACCCACUACAAGAGGCUGCCCAUCUCCCCUAUACGUAA